Molecule: messenger RNA, 1806 nt
Organism: Nicotiana attenuata
Lineage: Eukaryota; Viridiplantae; Streptophyta; Magnoliopsida; Solanales; Solanaceae
Exons: 5
Coding region: 1-1806 (601 amino acids)
Molecular function (GO): zinc ion binding
Source: RefSeq, a predicted model, not a curated record
AUGACAUUCAAAGAUAUACCUGAGGCUAGAAAAGUGAUAAAUUUGUAUUGCUUAGCAAACUGUUAUGGUUUAAAACAACUCAAGAGUGAUAGCAGAAGACUGAGGUACAAGUGUGACGUUGGCUGCCCCUUUUUCUGUCUAAUUUCUGAGGAUAAGAAUGGUGGUGGGGUUAAGAUCAAAACUCUUAAGUCAAAACACAAGUGUAACCCUGCAUAUGACAACCCUAGGAUAGACAAAAAUACUAUAGCAGAAUAUUUUAAGAACAAGCUGCAGGAGAAUCCUAUGAUCAAAGUUAAGGAGAUGCAAAUGACCUUAAAAAAUACUUUCAACAUCAAUGUUAGCCAUGCAAAGUGUAAGAGGGCCAAGAGAAUGAUACUUGAAUCCCUUGCUGGUAGUUUUACUGAUGAGUAUAAUAAGAUAGAGGCAUAUGCUAAUGAAUUGAGGCUGAGUAAUCCAGGGAGUGAUGUAAUAGUUACCUUGUCAAAGGAUGCACUUGCUGGAGGAAAAAGAAGAUUUUCUAGGAUGUAUAUUUGUUUUCAUGCUCUAAAAAUGGGGUUUAAAAGUGGGUUGAGAUCCUUUAUUGGCUUGGAUGGAACUUUCUUGAAAGGAAAGGCCAAAGGUCAGCUUUUAGUUGUUGUUGCUCUUGAUUCAAUGAAUCAUUUUUAUCCUAUAUCUUGGGCUGUUGUGGAUAAAGAAACAAAGGUCACCUGGACCUGGUUCUUGACAUUGUUGAACAAUUCAUUAGAACUCAAGCUAGGGGAAGGAUACACAUUCAUGUCAGACAUGCAGAAGCGCUUGAUUGAGGCAAUUCAGGCAGUAGUUCCUGAUGCACACCACAGAUAUUGUGUGAGGCACACAGAGGCUAACUGGUGUAAUAUGGGGUGCUGGGGAUUUGAAGAAAAAGUACCUGUGGUGGUGUGCAUGGAAGCAUACUUUGACACAGUAUGCAAGAACCAACAAGUGGACAAUAACAUAACAGAAAUCUUCAACUCAUGGAUACUGGAUGCUAGGCACAAGCCAAUUAUCAGAAUGCUUGAAGACAUAAGAGUUAAGGUGAUGACUAUGUUGAGAAAGCAUGAAGGUGAAGUGAUGACUUGGACUGAAAAUGAACUUUUGAAAAAGCAUAGAGUGAACAUCAACCUGAAAAAAUGCACUUGCAGAACAUGGGACCUCACUGGGAUCCCAUGUCCUCAUGCUAUUAGAGCAUUACUAUACGAAAAAGUGAACCCUUUGUCUGAGAUUCAUUGGUGGUUCACCAAGGAGGUUUAUCUCUCCACUUAUGCACAUAAGUUAGAACCAAUUAGAGGAGAGAAGUUCUGGAAUAUAGAGCCAGCUCAUGUAAUGGAGCCAUCCCUGCUAGUGAAUAUGGCUGGUAGGCCUAAAGUGAACAGGACUAGAGAAAAGAAUGAGACAAUAAAUAGGCAAGGGGAGUGGUCUCAAUCCAGAAAAGGAAGGGUGAUGACUUGUUCCACAUGUGGAAAGCCUGGGCAUAAUGCUAAGGGAUCAAAGCAAGGGAAAGCAGCCACAGCUGGUAAGAAAACAAAAAAGAGGUUGAGGACAUUGGUUGAUGAAAAUGAUGAGGACACCAUGGACAGAUCUCCAGCAGUUGAAGGGCUAUCCUUAGAAGAAGAGCUGCAACUAACAGCACCACAAGUCAGUCAAGCCAGCAGCAAUUCUGGACCUCAUUACAUGUUUAUGCCAACACCAUCCAUGUCUAGGAAGCAAUCCAUCAGUAAUGCAGAAGCAGAUUUUGACUAUCCAGAAGCAGACAAUCCAGACCCACCUAUAUUGCCAAGGCGUGUGUGA